This is a messenger RNA of Heterobasidion irregulare TC 32-1, 1650 nucleotides long. RefSeq lists its product as uncharacterized. Gene Ontology annotation, molecular function: protein binding. The record is from RefSeq and is a predicted model, not a curated record. Lineage: Eukaryota; Fungi; Basidiomycota; Agaricomycetes; Russulales; Bondarzewiaceae. The transcript is spliced from 10 exons. The annotation marks the transcript as partial.
AUCGAUGAUGAUUCGCCGUCCAAGACCACCAGCUCCGGACGGCCUACCGAGGAGUUGCAGCCUCUGUCGGCGCGAUGGCCCGGCACGGGCUUCAGUCUCAGCGGUAACACUGCUCGCCGAGUCUUCUCACAGUCACAACCAAGGCAUUCGACACCAGUGGCCGGCGACGAGAACGGGAAGCCAAAUGCCACAUUCCUGACGGAGGCGUCGUUUGGCGUAGCGCACGACAAGCUGGUCGAGGUCAUCACCGAUGUGCAGCCCUUUGAGCCCUAUUGGGAGGAGCUGACGUCUAUCGACUUGUCACACAAGAACGUGGAGAGCGUGGCUCGGCUAAAAGAAUUUUUGCCGAAGCUGCAUUCGCUGUCCUUCGGGGUUCCGAAGACAGUGCGGACAUUGUCUAUCACCUCUAACGUCUUGACGAGAAACACCUCGUUCGGUCACCUCCUCGACCUCGAGAGCUUGGAUAUCAGCCGUAACAAUAUCGAUUCGCUGACUCAAUUGGGGUGCCUUCGGCAUCUUCACGAACUCCGUGCCGAUGGUAAUAAGAUCACGAGCCUCGAUGGCCUCCAGCACAUGAAUACCCUAGUCAAGCUUAGCUUGCAAGGCAACAGCAUUGAUAAUGUUGAUUUUACACAAUGCUCGUGGCCCCUGCUCGAGAUGGUCAACUUGAGCCAGAACAGGAUAUGCGGCGCCUCCGGUCUCAGUUCGCUGUCUUCUCUGAUCGUAUUGAACCUGGAUAACAAUAUGAUCAGCAGUCUAGAGGCUGAUAACACGAUGCCUCGAUUGCGGAUCCUUCGCAUCAGUUCCAACAAGCUCAAAGUGCUCGAUGCCGCGUCAUUCCCAAACCUCAGGACGCUGUACGCAGACAACAACUACUUGGGCGAGAUAACGAAGGCCAAUCGGCUAAGCAAGCUCGAGAACAUGAGUUUGCGAAACCAGGGCGGCAAGGGGUUGACAUUUUCCGUUCGGGACGUCAGGGACGUUAAACGACUGUACCUUUCGGGCAACCCCUUGACCGCUCAAUUCCUGAGCGAGCCUUGCUACAAUCUCAUCUAUCUCGAGAUUGCAGCGUGUCGGCUCACCGCGCUGCCGCCGAACAUAGCCACGCUGGUCCCGAACCUGCGCGUGCUCAACCUUAAUUACAACUUUCUGGAGGACGUCAAGCCGCUGGAGGGACUCCGGCGAUUGAACAAGCUGACGAUAAUCGGGUCGAGACUCAAAGGCACAAAGGGGAUCAUCAAAGUGCUGAGGGGCUGUCCCGAUGUGGAGAUGGUUGAUUUCAGGAUGAACCCCUGCACGCUCGGCUGGUACCUGCCCCUGCUGGUCAAGGACGUGCCUGGAGCACUGCAACCUUCGGAGCCUAGGAUCCGCUCCGGCAACGGCGCACACAUAUUGCACCCGACGCGCGCCCCGCGAACCUCUGGGGGCGCCGGAUCGCGCGGGGCCGGGGCGGACGGAUCGUGGCAGGAGCUGGACGCCAAGUUCCGGCGCGACCUUCCGGACGACGCAUAUGUGGGCAGGUUGGCGUAUCGCGGGCUGGUCAUGCGUGCGUGCGCGCGGGUACGGAUGCUGGACGGCGUGCUGGUUAGUCGGAAGGAGAGGGACAAAGCGGAGCGACUGCUGGACGGCGUGGGGCGGGCGAAGGGAUGA